Messenger RNA from Purpureocillium lilacinum, 414 nucleotides. RefSeq lists its product as uncharacterized. The record is from RefSeq and is a predicted model, not a curated record. NCBI's taxonomy places the organism in Eukaryota, Fungi, Ascomycota, Sordariomycetes, Hypocreales, Ophiocordycipitaceae.
AUGCCCAUCCUCUUCUUGCCCUACGUCGUGGCCUCAUUCAUGGGCGCGACGCGCACCGAUAUCGGCGGCUCCAUCAACGUCAAAUACACAUUGCUAUUCCACGUCUACAAGAUGUGGCGGGCUUCCAUGUCAGUCAUGAAGUUUGUCACCAUUGCCAUCCUUGCCUCCGCCACCGCCGUCGUGGCCGACAGCUGCAACCGCGGAGGCGUCUACUGCGGAUCGUCCCUGCUUCGAAAGGGCAACUACCGUAACCACAUCAUCGAGACACUCAAGGCUGCCAACCAGCCGACGGACGAGUCGCACAUUCAGAACUCCAAGUUUGACUGCCUCGACAAGGGGGACAUUGCCUACCGUGAGUUCUGCUCUCGGGGUUGCGGCGGCACGGACACCGAGAAUCCCGACUACUGCCUUUAA